AUGGUUACUGCGGAGGCACAAAGAGUGUUGCCAAUCCUCCCCAUGGAUGAAUGCGUAGAGCGGAGGUUUGGCUUCCUUCUUAAUGCUUUCUCUCGUGCUACUAUUUAUGCCUAUCUUGGACCGCUGCUGUUGGGCGCAAGCGUCGUGACUGUGACUUUCAGGAGAAGACAGACACCUCCUGAAGGGGAAGCUAUCCCCAGUUAUUGA
Molecule: messenger RNA, 207 nt
Organism: Eimeria maxima
Lineage: Eukaryota; Apicomplexa; Conoidasida; Eucoccidiorida; Eimeriidae
Exons: 3
Coding region: 1-207 (68 amino acids)
Source: RefSeq, a predicted model, not a curated record